Molecule: messenger RNA, 1692 nt
Organism: Drechmeria coniospora
Lineage: Eukaryota; Fungi; Ascomycota; Sordariomycetes; Hypocreales; Ophiocordycipitaceae
Exons: 3
Coding region: 1-1692 (563 amino acids)
Biological process (GO): GPI anchor biosynthetic process
Cellular component (GO): glycosylphosphatidylinositol-N-acetylglucosaminyltransferase (GPI-GnT) complex; membrane
Source: RefSeq, a predicted model, not a curated record
AUGCUCCCAUCAACAUGGCGCCUGCGAACCUUUUUCGGCACGACCAAGCUCGCUCAGCACUUCCGCCUCGCAGUCGCUGCAUUCACUGAGCACCAACCGCAACGACGGAACCGACCAACCGGCUGCCACGCACCUCAGCAGACGCCGCCGCAACGGACCCCUGGCUUGGUCGGCAGCCAGCUGACCGAGACGGCGAGCCCGCUAGGCCAUCUGCGACGACCAGCCGCCCGCCGAAUCACGACGAUGCCAUCUCGGACGGAUGAUGACGAGACCCCUCUGCCGACGCUGAAUCACGCGGCCGCCUUUGCCGCCUUUGGCCGUUCCCAUCUCUCCCCGUACGAUGCCGCGCCACAGCAUCAGCAUCGACGAUCUGCCACCCGCGACUUUGUCGACGGAACGGCCGUGAGGCGCAUGGACGGCGAGCGCAGCAGGAGCCGGCGUCGCAAGAACAUGUGGAAGAGGCUCAUGUGGGUCAAGCAGUCGUACCCCGACAACUACACGGAUCAGGCCACCUUCCUCGAAAACUUGCAGCGUAACCCGCGGCUCAAGCCGUACGAUUUCUGGCCCCUCGUGGCGGACUCGACCGUCAUCCUGCAGCACGUCUGCUCCGUCAUCAUAUUCGUCAUCUGCUUCGUCGGCAUCUCCCAGGAGCGCGUCUCGCCCGUCUCCGUCGUGAGCUGGAGCAGCGUCGGCACCCUGCUCGGCUGGCUUCUCUGGGAGCGAUGGGUCGCCGAGGAGGACGAGGACGACGAGCUCCACCACCUCAACACCGGCAUCGUCACCGUCGUCGGGCGGAGCGGCAGCGGGCGACGGCGGGGACGGGCGGCGAGCAUACGUCGGCCUCUGCCGCCGCACCCGCUGCGGACGUCGCUGUCGACGGCGCCGUCGCUGACGACCUCGGUCGCGGCCUCGGCGGCGCCCUCGGCCGGCAACUCGGCGGCGAGCUCCAGCACGAACCUCGACCGCGCCCUCAGGCCGCCCCGGUCGACGUCGGCCCUGGAGCUCGGCGCCCAGGGCCCCGCGAGGAGUCAGGAGGCGCUUCCGGAGCGCGGGCCGGCGCCCCCGGCCGAGGCGGAGGAGAGCCGGGCGCACCAGCGACUCGGCACCAUCAAGUCGGCGCUCCUCAUCUACUGCACCCUCCUCGGGCUGAGCCCCAUCCUCAAGUCGCUGACGAGGUCGACGUCGAGCGAUAGCAUCUGGGCCAUGUCCUUUUGGCUCCUCGCCAUCAACAUCUUCUUCUUCGACUACUCGGGCGCCGUCGGCGCGCGCUUCCCCGCCUCGCUGUCGACCAACGCGGCGCUCAUGGCGUCGACGGUGCUCGCGAGCCGGCUGCCGUCGACGAAGCAGGUCUUCAGCCUCACGCUCUUCAGCAUCGAGGUCUUUGGUCUCUUCCCCGUCUUCCGACGCCACAUUCGCUACCGCAGCUGGCGAUACCACGUUCUCCUCACCGUCGUCCUCGUCCUGGGGGCCGGCCUGGGCGUCGGCAUCGUCCUCGGCGACGCCAAGGCCGGGAGGUGGCCGUGGAAGAGCGGCAUGGUCGGCAUGAUGGUCGGCGUCGUCGCCGCCGCGCUCACGACGGGCGGCUGCAGCUGGUGGCUGAUUGGGCUGCAAAAGUACAAGAACGAGAUACGAGGGCCCUGGGAUCCGGCAAGGCCAAUCAUCAUGAGCAGGACGCGAUGGGACGAUCGAUGA